ACCCACCUGUUCGCUAAUUUCAGUUCCGAUAGAAAAUUGCUUUUUUACUCUUAUCGUACGUGAACAAUAGAGUAUUGUGUAAAUCUAAAGUAUAUAAAACAUUUCUAUCAGAACGUAACAAUUGCUCCAAAGACUUUCAGUUGACUGCCUCACGUUGUGGCAUGAUGGUUGAAUUAUAGACUUAGAAACGAAACAAUGAAAACGUUACUCAUCGCUGUCCUGCCAUUAAUCUUGUCAGCGGAUUGCUACAAGAAUAAAUUCCUGUCACAAAACUUGGAUUCGGAACCUUCUCUAUCAAUUCUUUACGCGCGCGACAAGAAAAGUGACUUGGUAACAAAUGAAUGCCUCAUGGAAAUGUACCCUAAGAGCCUGUAUAAAUACCCCUUGCAUAUAGACCGGAAUGAUAUCCCCUGUAUAAUACAUUGUGUUUUGAAGAAGUUUGGUAUCAUGUCUAACGAUGGUGUUAUCAAUAUUCAUAAUUACUAUAGAAGGGUUCAAGCUAUACAUAGGUAUGACCCUAGAAUACUGAUUUCUGAUGUAGGGGAAACUUGUGCACAGAAUAUAAACGGCAUGAAUUUGGAUCAUGACGUGUGUAAAAAGGCUAAAGUGUUUAAUGAUUGUACGCAGUUGUAUGUUAUAUCUUUUAAGGAUAUUGAUGACUGAU
This is a messenger RNA of Colias croceus (clouded yellow), 664 nucleotides long. RefSeq lists its product as uncharacterized. Lineage: Eukaryota; Metazoa; Arthropoda; Insecta; Lepidoptera; Pieridae. Gene Ontology annotation, molecular function: odorant binding. The transcript is spliced from 2 exons. The record is from RefSeq and is a predicted model, not a curated record. The coding region runs from base 196 to 663 and encodes 155 amino acids.